This is a messenger RNA of Argiope bruennichi, 2986 nucleotides long. Its product is annotated as spermatogenesis-associated protein 20-like. Gene Ontology annotation, biological process: carbohydrate metabolic process. Lineage: Eukaryota; Metazoa; Arthropoda; Arachnida; Araneae; Araneidae. The coding region runs from base 261 to 2537 and encodes 758 amino acids. The record is from RefSeq and is a predicted model, not a curated record. The transcript has 15 exons.
ACAUCCAUCAUCUUCUUAGAUGAAGGAGAGAUGAUGAAUUAAAAAUAAAAAUGUCCCUUGGAAACUGGUUCAAAGUGAAAUUGAUGCAGGCUUUUCUCGUAAUAAUACUUACUUCUCUUUUCUAAGGAGUAUGCUCAUCGGCCCGAUCACAAUAUCUGAAUAACAAAGUUCCAUUGAAUCUGAUUUCAUCAGAAUCGCACAAUUUUAAGUUAAUCCACCGGAGAAACAGGUAUCUUGUAAAUACUGUUUAUCAAAGGAGAAUGGCAACAUCAUCUGGAAGUAAUGACAAUGACAAUAAGCCAAAUGAUGAUGGUGUAAAAGAAGAUAAACCUACAUUUAGGAAUAAAUUAGCAUUAGAAAGAUCUCCAUAUCUAUUACAGCAUGCUUCCAACCCUGUUGACUGGUAUCCUUGGGGCGCAGAAGCAUUUCAAAAAGCAGUCGAGGAAGAUAAAAUGAUAUUUCUUUCUGUGGGAUAUUCUACUUGCCAUUGGUGCCAUGUGAUGGAAAGGGAAUCAUUUGAAAAUGAAGAAAUUGCUGAAGUCAUGAAUGAACAUUUUGUAAACAUUAAAGUUGAUCGCGAAGAACGACCUGAUGUAGAUAAAGUCUAUAUGACAUUUGUACAAUCUACAACUGGAGGUGGUGGUUGGCCCAUGAGUGUUUGGUUAACACCAGAAUUAAAACCCAUAUUAGGUGGUACAUAUUUUCCCCCUGAUGAUCGUUAUUAUGGGCAGCCGGGUUUUAAAACCAUCUUGGAACAUAUUGCUCAACAGUGGCAAGUCAAUAGAGAGAAGGUCUUGGAACAAGGAAGUAGGAUCCUUGAAAUCAUUACACAAUCCAUGAGUCUUAAAGCAUUUUCUGAGUCUGGAAAGAUGCCACCCUCUAUUGAUUGCAUAAAAAACUGUUAUACUGAGUUAGUACAGACAUAUGAUAAAGAGUAUGGUGGCUUUGGUAGUGCUCCAAAAUUUCCUCAACCAGUGGUGUUUAAUUUUCUAUUUCGAAAGUAUUCACUAUAUCCUGAAGAUAAAGAAGGUAAAAAAUGUUUAGAAAUGGCUCUGCAAACUUUGAAAAUGAUGGCUAGAGGUGGUAUACAUGAUCAUGUGGGAAAAGGGUUUCAUCGGUAUUCCACUGAUCAAUCUUGGCAUGUUCCCCAUUUUGAAAAGAUGCUUUAUGAUCAAGGCCAGUUGGCAGUAUCUUAUUUAGAUGCUUAUCAAAUUACUAAAGAUAAUUUUUAUGCUGAUGUUGCCCGUGAUAUUUUGGAAUAUGUUACCAGGGAUCUGCGUAAUGUGAAUGGAGGAUUUUAUAGUGCUGAAGAUGCAGACUCUUUACCAUCCUCUACUGCUCCGAGGAAGAAAGAAGGGGCUUUUUAUGUUUGGACUGAAGAAGAAAUCAGAGAUAUUUUAUCAGAAAAUAUCGCAAAUACAUCCCAUAACUUAGCUGAUAUCUUCUGCAAGUAUUUUCAUGUCCAAGCUGAAGGGAAUGUUGAUCCUUAUCAAGAUCCACAUCAUGAAUUAAAAGAGAAAAAUGUUUUGAUUGCAAGGAUAAGUGAAGAAGACUGUGCAAUGAGGCUCCAUAUUGAUAUGAAUGUAUUCAAUGAAGCUCUGGAAAAGGGAAAACAAACAUUAUUAGAAGUUCGAAUGAAACGUCCCAAACCACAUAUGGAUGAUAAAUUUGUUACUUCAUGGAAUGGUUUAAUGAUUAGUGGCUUUGCAAGAGCAGCACAAGUCCUUCAGGAUCCAAAAUAUGCUCAAUAUGCCAUGGAUGCAGCCCAAUUUGUAAAGAAAUAUUUAUACAAUGCAGAAACAGGUUGUCUACUGAGAAGUGCAUAUAAGGGUAGCAAUGACACUAUUGCUCAAAUCUUAUCCCCUAUUCCUGGUGUUUUAGAAGAUUAUACAUUUCUUGUCCGUGGUUUACUGGAUCUUUAUGAAGCCACUUAUGAUCCGUGGUGUUUGGAAUGGGCUUCUAGACUUCAAAUGACACAAGAUUGCUUAUUCUGGGAUGCUGCAGAUGGAGGCUACUACAAUAGUGUAUCUACUGAUCCUUCCAUUGUUCUCCGAUUGAAAGAAGAUCAAGAUGGUGCUGAACCAAAUCCAAAUUCAGUUGCUGUCUGUAAUUUGUUGCGACUAUCCAAUAUUCUUGUUGACAUUAGCUUGCAGGAUAAAGCUACAAAAAUCUUGUCAUUGUACAGUCAUCGCAUGGUGAUGUUGCCAAUGGCUUUGCCAGAAAUGUUGUGUGGUUUGAUGUUCUAUUAUUCAAACUAUAAACAGAUUAUAAUAACUGGCAAUAAAGAUUCUGAGGCAACCCAGGAACUUUUGAAACAAGUCCAUGAACUUUAUAUUCCUUUUAAGGUACUUUUAUUGGCAAAUAGCGAUUCUGAAAAAGUCCUUUCAGAACGCUUGAAAAUCCUUGAGAGGUCAGAUGAAUCUUCUUCAGAUUCAGUUGCCUAUGUUUGCCAGAGAAAUACUUGUUCACUUCCAGUAUCAUCCCCUUCUGAGCUGAAAAAAGUAUUACUCGAUUCAGAUCAACAAUCUGUAAGUUAAAAGUUAGUUCUUUUCAAAUGUGUACUUCAUACAUACUUACAUGAAAGAAUCAAUGUUGUAUUCUUUAAUUCAUGGAUCUUAUGAAACUUUGAUGCAAAAAAGGAAAUAUUUUAUGAAUUUGUGGAAGUGUUGUUAUAUAUUUUGUGGUGGUGUGAGAAAAUUUUAUUGUUUGGGUAAAAUAGGAGAUGAAAAAAUGUUUUUUCUCUUCCUACAUAGUAUUGAUGUUGAAUAGAGCUUGAUAUAGAUUAUUGUGUUUAACAUUGUAAGAUCCAAGUUACGAUGUUGGAAAAGAUUUUAGAAGUUAAAAAUUUGCUCUUGAAAUAUGGCAGUUAAUCAGUUCUUAACACAGAUAAUAUCUUAUAUUUAUUGUUGAUUUUUUAAAAAAAAUAUUUGAUAUUUUGAAUUUUUUUCUUCUAUUAUGUUUUGAAAAUUUUGUUAAAAUGUUUUAG